AUGCUAAGCAAAGCCAAGAAAGGUUCUCACAUUCGCACAAGAGAUAAUAAGGGGUUUGAAAUGAAAAGGCUUAGUGCCCCCCAAAGAACUGGGAGGCUAGGUCGUGGUCUGGAGAUGGGAGACGGCCAUCAGGAGCGCUCCACUCAACUGGGUUCGGCUCACUCGAUCGAGCUUGUGGCUCCUCCUCCUCUUCUUCUUCAUCUUCAAAGUGGGUGUGGCUUCCUUGGCCUUGGUGGAGUUGUGCUCGCUCGAAGCGGUUGUAGGGAGUCCAGGGUCUGA
Molecule: messenger RNA, 279 nt
Organism: Microthlaspi erraticum
Lineage: Eukaryota; Viridiplantae; Streptophyta; Magnoliopsida; Brassicales; Brassicaceae
Source: the annotation of a GenBank genome assembly